This is a messenger RNA of Cariama cristata (Red-legged seriema), 757 nucleotides long. It is a transcript of the gene GTPBP8, whose product is annotated as GTP-binding protein 8 (putative). Gene Ontology annotation, molecular function: GTPase activity; GTP binding. The record is from RefSeq and is a predicted model, not a curated record. The coding region runs from base 146 to 580 and encodes 144 amino acids. Gene Ontology annotation, cellular component: mitochondrion. Lineage: Eukaryota; Metazoa; Chordata; Aves; Cariamiformes; Cariamidae. The transcript is spliced from 6 exons.
AGAAGUACUCUCUCUGCCUCUCCUGCUGCAGGUGUGCUUCAUCGGCCGAAGCAAUGUGGGGAAAUCAUCUUUAAUCCGGGCGUUGUUUUCACUGUCUCCAGAAGUGGAGGUCAGAGUGUCAAAAACUCCGGGCCACACCAAGAAGAUGAAUUUCUUCAAAGUAGGGAAGUACUUUACUCUGGUGGAUAUGCCAGGAUACGGCUACCGUGCCCCGCAAGACUUUGUGGAGAUGGUGGAGGCCUAUCUGCAGGAACGGUGCAACCUGAAGAGGACUUUUCUCUUAGUUGAUGGUGUAGUAGGACUGCAGAAAACAGAUCAUAUUGCAGUAGAGAUGCUGGAAGAGUUUGGGAUUCCUUAUGUGAUGGUGUUAACAAAAAUUGACCGAGCUUCCAGGGGACUGUUGUUAAAGAACGUACUGGAGAUCCAGGAGUUUGUAAAGGAGAAAACUCAGGGAUGCUUUCCUCAGCUAUUCCUGGUCAGUUCUCUGGAGUUUUCAGGGGUUCACUUGCUAAGGUGUUUUGUAGCCCACGUUACUGGAAACCUGCCUACUGUAGAGACAGCUGAAAAGAUUGGCUCCUGAUCUGCUCGGCUCAUCCCAAAUAAAAGUAGGUGCAGCGUGAUGGCACACCUUGCUCACGUACAUCGCAUUGUCCCUCUUCCAGGUGGGUGAAGCAAAGGACACAUCUUUAAUGGGGUCCACUUUUUGAUCGCUGUUGGCUUGAAAGAGAGUGGAAUAAAAGACUGGCAUCUAGGGGAA